UUCAUGAAACGGCCAUGUUACUUGUGUGGGGAGUGAAGUUGUACACAUAAACACUAUAUUUUAUUGUUAAAGCUCUUCUAAAAUUUAAAUACACAGGCCAACAUUCUAAAUUUAAGCUUUACCAAAACAGCGUUGCAUAUGGCCGAAAACAUUGAUGCCGGUGUUGAUUUGCAUCUUAGAAAACCCACCAACUGUCAAGUCUGACAGGAAAGUCCAGCUCAACAAGAUGUAAAGAUUAUGUAAUUUUAGUAAUAAAUAUCAGAAAAUUUUAAGAUUUUAAUUUGCAUGUAGCAUGGAGUCGUCAAAAGGUUCAUCAGAAGCUGUUUCAGAAGACACUUGUAAGAAGAUUGAAGAAAUUGCCAAAAUGACGACUGUGACACAAGAAGAUAUAACUUCUAAUACAAAGACAAUUAUACAAGGUUUAGAAACUCUAAAAAAUGAGCACCAUCAGAUUCUUAAUGGAUUACUUACCUCUAUGAAAUCUAUAAAACGGGAAAAUGGCGACACGAAUCUUACCGAAGAAAAAACUAACCGACUGAAAAAGUCUCUAGAAACAAUAGAAUUAGGACUUAGUGAGGCACAGGUGAUGAUGGCAUUAGCUAAUCAUUUACAACAUGUAGAGGCAGAAAAACAAAAGUUACGGGCCCAAGUGCGAAGACUUUGUCAAGAAAACGCUUGGUUAAGAGACGAAUUAGCAAACACACAACAAAAAUUACAAAUGAGUGAACAAAAAGUAGCGACAUUAGAAGAAGAGAAAAAACAUUUAGAAUUCAUGAACGAAAUAAAAAAAUAUGAUGGUAAUGAUCCACAAACACAGUCUGGUACUGAAGAAAAAGAACAGGACCAGUCUACCCAAUCUCUAGAUUUAGGUUUUCCUGAUGAUGAUGAAGAUGGACCACAACCAGAAGUCCUAUCUCCAUCUCAACCUAGUGCAAUGGCCCAAGCAGCCAGUGGUGGUUAUGAAAUCCCAGCCCGGCUACGUACCCUUCACAACCUAGUCAUCCAGUAUGCCUCACAAGGACGAUACGAAGUAGCAGUACCUUUAUGUAAACAAGCAUUAGAAGAUUUAGAAAAGACCAGCGGCCAUGAUCAUCCUGACGUAGCGACCAUGUUAAACAUUUUGGCUCUUGUAUACAGAGACCAAGGAAAAUAUAAAGAAGCUGCAAACCUGUUGAAUGAUGCUUUAGGCAUCCGUGAGAAAACGUUAGGAAAUGAUCACCCAGCAGUAGCUGCAACAUUAAAUAAUUUGGCUGUGUUAUAUGGCAAGAGAGGGAAAUAUAAAGAAGCAGAACCUUUAUGUAAACGUGCUUUAGAAAUAAGAGAAAAAGUACUUGGUAAAGAUCAUCCAGAUGUUGCCAAACAGCUUAAUAACUUGGCUCUUUUAUGUCAAAAUCAAGGAAAAUAUGAAGAGGUUGAGCAUUAUUAUAGAAGAGCUUUAGAAAUUUAUUUGAAACGUUUAGGUACAGACGAUCCUAAUGUUUCUAAAACAAAAAAUAAUUUGGCAUCAGCUUAUUUAAAACAAGGAAAAUAUAAGUUAGCAGAAGCUUUAUAUAAAGAAGUACUAACCAGAGCACAUGAAAAAGAAUUUGGAAAAGUUGACGGUGAUAAUAAACCUAUAUGGAUGCAAGCUGAGGAAAGAGAAGAAAAUAAGGGAAAAUUGAAAGAUGGCGCACCAAUGCCUGAAUAUGGUGGUUGGCAUAAAACUGCAAAAAUAGACAGUCCCACAGUUUCCACAACAUUAAAAAAUUUGGGAGCUUUAUACCGUCGUCAGGGAAAGUAUGAAGCUGCCGAAACAUUAGAGGAAUGUGCAAUGCGGUCCAAGAAAAAUGCCUUAGAUGUUGUCAAACAACAGACCAACUUAACUGACAUAGGCAGUGAAUAUACAAACAACAACCGAAGGAGAUCGGCCAGCCGAGAUAGAGUACUCAAAGGCUCUAUGGAAAACAUAUCACACAAUAAUUCUACAGAAUAUGACGACGGCAAAUUAAAGAGAAGUGGGUCUUUUUCCAAACUACGAGCCUCGAUACGACGUAGCAGUGCAAAACUGGUGCAGAAAUUAAAAGGAAAAGGUGACGAGAAUUCUGGGAGUGAGCCUGUUUUGGUCUUCACGCUCUCUGAAUGCAAUAGCAGUUGGUAUUACUAUGAACAAAAUACCCCUCUACCUCGCUAUUGGGGUACAAAUGACGUUGAUACUAAUGAUAUGACGGGAAGGAGUAUGAAAAGAGCAAGCUCCAUGUCAGUGCUCAACACAAAUAGUAAAGAUGAAAAAUUAAGUGAAAGUAGGCGUUCUUAUGGUGAUUUACGACAACAAGGACGGACUGCCAGUUCAGAUCAACUCAUUAAUCGACCAUUUUGACAACAGCUAUAGUUUUAGACUUCAUGUACAAUAAUGCAAUAUUUGACAAGCUUUUUUUGAGAUUUUAAUUUGUGGGCAUCGUCAGAUUUCGUCUUGCCGCUUUCAGUUUCAGUUCUUGUAAAUAUGGCAUUUUACGCCAUUAAUCCGAUGUAAUUUAUUUAUUCCAUAUUUUAACAUUAUAUCUCAGUAACGGUGUCUAAUCAUAACAAAUUUAGAUGGGGCAAGGGUAGGCAACUCCGUAUUGACAAGAGUUCAUUCCAAAUGUAUCAUACAGCGCUUCCAUCAUUCACUCAUUAGUAUGCAUCAUAGUGUGAAAAUGUGUUAAAAACUCAGUUUAGUAGAUACAAACGGAAGAAAAUUGGAAAAUCUUGCCACUGUCAACUUCAAGCAUGAUUUCAAAUUAAUCAAAUCCAGUCAAAAAACUCCUUUUCAUUUUGAGCACUUUGGAUGAAAACAUCAAUUGCUUUAUAAAAGAGUGUUAGAAUUUAAAUUGUGACAAAAGUUGCUUAAUUGAUGUCAGUAAGUAAUGAAGAGUAAGCCUAGUUUGUUUUCAAGAAACAAUGUUCCAGGAUUUUCCGAGUUUCUUCUAACUUGCUGUAAAAACAAAAUGUAUCAAGUGUUGAAUCAUCAAUAUUAAUGAGUGUUGUGGUUUUCAGAUAUCAUUUUCAGUCUUUCAAAUUUUGUGCAAAUUUAUUUUUAAACUGAUUGAGUGGUCAAAUGACUUGCUGUUAUUGAAGAAUAUACAGUGUUUGCGAACACAAACUACAAAAUAUAAAUGAUUUUUUUCAUAUAACGUUAUAGCCUUGAAAAUUCAUGGAGGUGUAUAAAUUUGAAAAAAAGACUAUUGUAUCAUUUUAUGUAAUUAUUGAUCAUAACACAAUGAGACUGGAAAUAUUAUAUGCACAGAUCAGUUUAAAACUGGAGUUUCUUUGACAUUUAAUUUAUACUCAUUUUAUUUUAUUUUGUUGUAUGUUACACAUGUUAAAUUCAUAAAGGAUAUAUUCCAAAUUUUAGAAUCACAUUAUUAUGUACAUACAAAAGAAACAACGUUUGAAUGAAUCAUUGUCAGGUAGUCCAUAUAAAGCUUCAUUAAAAUUAAUUACUUAAGAUCCAGUUAUAACUAGUGUUGAAUCCACCAUUUCUGUAUCUAAAGGAUUGUGGGUAAUCUCAUUGUUCAUACCCAAAAAUGAAAAUUUCAUCACAUCAUUGGUUGAAUUCCCAUUGUUUAUGACGUUGUAAGCCAAUCACAACGUUUUGGUGAAAAUAUUACACAGAAUUCAUUAGAUUCUGAAAAGGCAAAUUGUUCAUUCCUUUCUCUGUAGAUAUUGGAAUUUAAGGAUGUUGACAACUUUAUAAAGACAUAUUAAAAAAAUAUAAACAUAAAACCGUUGUGAGGCUGUAUAUGUAUGCUUAGAUACUCAGUUCAUAAGGAUGAUCUCGUCAUAAAUUGUAGUCUUACAUCAUAUCUAAAAAUAAACCAUGGAGUUAAUUUGUACCAAGGAUUCAAGAUCUCACACUCAGAAAAGAUCUAAAUACAAUAGAAAGUACAAAAGUUCAAAAUAUAUGUAUAUGUGCUGGCAGUAGUAAAUUGGUUAUUUUUUUAGAGAAAUUACACUUUAAUGACGAUAUGCAACAUUCGUUCAAGUUAUUUUAUUGUUCUGCAUGUUUAGACAAAUUUAAACAUAAUUUGUUUCAAAUUUAGACUGAAAAUGACUUGUUUUGGUAUUACAAAAUUUCUCAUCCACCAUUUUUUAUAGGGGGAAGGGGGGGGGGGGGGGGGGGGGUGUCUAUCAAACCUAAACUCUUGAGAAUAUUAUCAGGACAUUGUUUAAUGAAGUUUUCUAUGAAGAACCAAAAGUGCCCCAUUCUUUUAGUUUCACUUUAGAUUGAUGAGAAUCCAGGAAUUUUAUGUGGCCUUAAUGAAAUGUACUAAAUGUUCUGCAUGCUGUAAUGUGCUACCUGAUGUAAUUCCCAAAUCAACACAGUUUUGACUUAUUAACUUAAAGCAUUGGAGGUUGAGCCACUGCUGGUAGUACAUUAAGCAUGGACUGAUAAAAGAUAAGACAGUACCGAUUUGUUUUUACAAUUCUUAGAGAUUAAAUCUCAAUUCUGCAACUCAGAAUUAGACUAGAUCCCCAUUUCUUUUCUUCACAAAGAUUAUUAUGCUUUCCUCUUGACAUCUCAGAAAUAUUGUUACACUGAGUUGACAAAUAACAUUGAUAAAUUCAUUAUCUGGUUUUAGAUUAGCAUGCAUCGGGUUCGUAUAACUUUUCAUUUCUUGUUUGGAAGACAAGCAUAAAUUUUCACAAAUGACUUUUUUUUUCAUUAGACAUCUUUGAAAAAAAUGUCACCUUGCAUUGACAGAUAAUAUUGAAAAUAUAAUUUCUGUUGUCUGUGAUUGACUGACAGAUAUUCUUUUGAGUUCACAUUGUUCAAUGAAUUACUAACAGAAAAAUUUAUUGUCAAAAGAAGUGGCUAUUAGUGUAAUUAAGGUAUUUUGACUUUCAAUCUUAAAAUGAUUUAUCAGUGGUAGUUUUAAACACUUUGUAUUUGUAAAAUAAUUUUAUUAAGCAAAAUGAUCAAAAUUGAUGAUUGUUGAAGUUUUGUUUGCUGAAUUUAUGUGAUAUAAAUAGAAUUGCAUGAGGUGCCAAUAUCUUUCAUUUGUAGGCAUGGAAAUUUCGUAUUUUAAAUUAAAAAUUUUACGGAUUAAUCAUUUUCAUUAUAAGUUGAUUGAUAUUUUGUGAUAUUUUUAGGGUAAAUGAAUAAAUUUAUUUUGUAAAAAAAAAUUUCAUGAAUUAUCAUAUGUUCUAUUCAUUAGAAUAUUUAGAUAAAUUAAAGAAAAUAUAUUUAAAACACGGCGUAAAUGGCAAAAAUAUGUCAGAAUUGAUAUUUGUUUACAUAGAUAGAUACAAAUAAUUAUUUCAUAAUGAAUUUUCACAUGCAGCAUCAGAUAUCAUUUCAAAACAAUUGGCUGCAAGCUUUAUAAAAGUGGCACUGGAAUAAUUUAUAGAGGAAUUUGCCUUUAUUAUAAGUAUGUUAGGUUGAUUAAAGUGCUAUAGGUUUUAUUUGAUGGUUUUAUGCCUUGUUUGACUGUAUGAAUGUGUAUGAAUGCACUGCCUGGUGAUAGUAUAAUUUGUGUCAAGCUUAUUGUGUACAAAUAUGAACAACUUUCCAUUGUUAAUUUAUUAAACAAUAUGUAAGAUGA
Molecule: messenger RNA, 5561 nt
Organism: Mytilus californianus (California mussel)
Lineage: Eukaryota; Metazoa; Mollusca; Bivalvia; Mytilida; Mytilidae
Product: kinesin light chain-like
Exons: 20
Coding region: 293-2356 (687 amino acids)
Biological process (GO): microtubule-based movement
Cellular component (GO): kinesin complex; membrane-bounded organelle; cytoplasm
Molecular function (GO): kinesin binding
Source: RefSeq, a predicted model, not a curated record